AUGCCCAGUAAGCAACAGCAUGUACAUCAUGAAGUUGAUGCUUUUCAAGAGGAGGACAUGGAGGGACCAGCGACCAAGGACCCGGUCGCUCCGGAUAUGCGUGGUCCGUUGAAUGUGAAACGAAAUAUGCGUAGGUUGGACUCUAUCGUCCCUACUGUUGGACGAGAGGGUUCAGACAUUCAAUUCAACCUGUACAGGGGUCGAGGAAUAGCUGUAUUCACAUCUGGAGGCGACUCGCAAGGUAUGAAUAGCGCUGUGCGAUCGGUUGUUCGAAUGAGCAUCUAUCUCGGAUGUAAAGUGUUCUUUAUAAAUGAGGGUUAUCAAGGAAUGGUUGAUGGUGGUGAGAAUAUCGUCGAGGCAAAUUGGAACUCUGUCUCCGAUAUCAUCCAAAAACUGUUUGACUAUCCGAAGCACUUUUUUGCGUGGUGCGAUUCACUUAUGUUUACUGGUUUGCAGGGCGGAACGAUUAUUGGGUCGGCACGUUGUUCUGAGUUCCGCAAAAGAGAAGGUCGUUUAAAGGUGAUUAGUAUGGUAUUCUACUUAUCUUUACCCUUGUUUUUACCACAAAAUUUCAAAGACAUUUGA
This is a messenger RNA of Angiostrongylus costaricensis, 585 nucleotides long. NCBI's taxonomy places the organism in Eukaryota, Metazoa, Nematoda, Chromadorea, Rhabditida, Metastrongylidae. The record is from the annotation of a GenBank genome assembly.